Molecule: messenger RNA, 1397 nt
Organism: Penicillium brasilianum
Lineage: Eukaryota; Fungi; Ascomycota; Eurotiomycetes; Eurotiales; Aspergillaceae
Source: the annotation of a GenBank genome assembly
CGGCAACUCGAAUCAAUUUUGGCCAGCACAACUCUGCAGCUUCCACUCCUUUUCGCAUAUAUACCCCCGCUUUUUGUCUUGAGGUUCGGGAAAUAUGGCAUCCCUUCCACUCCCUCGUGUUGAGUCUUUGGUAGACUACACCUCCUUCAAACAUACGGUUCUACCUUACCUGGCCCAGCUGCAAUGGCUCCCCGCAAGCUUGCGCGAAGCUGGUCGGAAUGUUGAUAGCUUGAAGGAAGUAUACCUGGCCACCAACCCCAUGGUCUCCGCACUCGCACUGUGCUUAGUCUUGGCCGGAGUUUUCUUUUUGGCUGCAGAAAUCAACCGCAAUUUUUCGCAAGUGGAUCGCUUUUGGAGCAUCCUGCCCGCUGUCUAUAAUGUGCAUUUUGCCGCUUGGGCGCGUUUGGCUGGUAUUCGUACCCAGACCUUGGAUACUAUUGCCGUGAUCAGCAUAAUUUGGAGUAUUCGCUUGACCUUCAACUAUUGGCGCAAGGGCGGCUACACAGUUGGCUCCGAGGACUACCGCUGGGCGAUUGUGCGGUCGAAGGUGAACAACGAUUUCCUGUUCAGCAUCUUCAAUUUCACUUUCAUCGCCGCGACACAAUCACUCCUGCUUCUGCUCAUCACGGCCCCGACCUACACUUUCGUGAUCGCCGCAUACAACCAGAGCACCGAGGCCUUCGGUCUUGCCGACCUAGCCUUCUCCCGCGGUGCGCUCUUCUUGAUCAUCAUCGAGUACUUUGCCGAUCAGCAGCAGUGGAACUUCCACGCCGCGAAGCAUGAGUACCAGAAGACCGCGCGCAUCCCCGAACCCUACAAGGACGUCUACACCCCGGAGGAUCUUGAACGUGGCUUUGUGGUCAGCGGUCUCUGGUCCUGGUCGCGCCACCCCAACUUCGUUGCCGAGCAGGCUGUGUGGCUGACCAUGUACGCCUGGGCUGCCUACCGCACCCAGACCUACGUCUCAUGGAUCGGCCUUGGUGUUGUGGGCUACCUACUCAUCUUCCAGGGUAGCGUACGCCUGACCGAAGCGAUUAGUGCCGAAAAAUACCCCGAGUAUAGCGAGUACCAGGCUCGCGUGGGCAGAUUCAUUCCCCGUCUGUCUGUGGAAGCCAAGAAGUCCAAGCCCACUAGCAAGAAGGUUGCUGCCAGGAUCGAGGGAGCCGAGGCUACCGAGGAGACCGAGGCCAAGAAGAGCAAAUAAAGAGUAGUAUUUACGGGGUUGGUCUUAUGAAGGAGUAUUUAAGGGCUGGUUCUGAAAUUGUGCGCAUAUUGCGCUGUCUGCUAUAAAGGAAGGGACGUGUUUUCUUACCUGUUAUUUUGGGGUUUCUACAUAUCGCAAUUUAAUUCUCAAUCUCCAAUAGCUAUUCAAAAUAGCUCGAAAACUAAGAUUUUCG